Molecule: messenger RNA, 357 nt
Organism: Funneliformis caledonium
Lineage: Eukaryota; Fungi; Glomeromycota; Glomeromycetes; Glomerales; Glomeraceae
Source: the annotation of a GenBank genome assembly
AUGAAAAAUAAGUUCAUUCUUCCCAAUUCCCCUCCCCCUACCUCUUCAAAAAAAAUAACCAUUGAAAAUGGUUAUAUAACUUUUUGUAAUUUUUAUAAAGAAACGUUUCAGGAGGAGUACGAAAAUUGUCGCUCGCAGAGAGAAUGGAUCGCCAAAGCCGCUAAAUUUUGGAAGUCACUUCCAAAUCACAUUAAAAAUUCUUUCAUUAAGUACGCAAACGAUGAAAGGUUAAUACGUAUUGGAACGAUGACACAACCAUUAACCGAGAGCGACGAUUUAAUUAUCAUUUUUGACGAUCGCUCAAGUUUGACCGAUCCUUACGAACAAAUCUUUGAUCGUUACGUCCAUUAUAAUUAA